Messenger RNA from Brugia malayi, 591 nucleotides. RefSeq lists its product as uncharacterized. The record is from RefSeq and is a predicted model, not a curated record. Lineage: Eukaryota; Metazoa; Nematoda; Chromadorea; Rhabditida; Onchocercidae. The transcript has 8 exons. The coding region runs from base 1 to 591 and encodes 196 amino acids.
AUGAAGUUUCAUUUUGUUGGUGGUUUGGACUGCCCGGAAUGGAUCGUGGCGGAGAUGACCUUUUUAUCAAAACUUCCUGUAUUAAAAUUCAAAAAUUGGUGUUUGAGCUGUGUGGACUGUCUAAUCAAUGGUAGAACCGAAUGGAAUGAUGAACAUUUAACAGUUCUCAAUGUUGAUAAAACUCUUGAUGAUGAGUCUUUGAAAGGAAUGUUAGCAGCGCUUACAUUCAUUUUGGAAAAAACCACGAAAAACGCAUGUUCAGCCCGAGAUCUUGAAUUGGAAAUGCAACAGUUGGGUCUUCCUGCAGAACACUGUAGGCAAUUGGCAAAGGUUUAUACAACAAAUUUGGAAAAAUUAAAAAGUGCUUUAUUGUUCAGUUUUUCUCGAGCAUCAUCUCUUACGAUUUCUUCAGUGGAUGCCACGGAAAGAGGAAAUGGAAAGGUAUAUAUAAUGAAUAUGCGUUCUAAUGGCCAAGAAAAUACAUCGAUAGUGUUGGACGAUGCAAAACUAAAUUACUUAGUGCAAGAGUUAUCGAAAGCAAUGGAUAUCAUUCGACCAUUCGUUCGAAAUACCGCAGCUGACACUCACUGA